UUGCAAUGAGCACACAUGAAUCUGGGGGCAGUCAUCGUGGUGGCCAUCGCGUGCUUGAUGGACAUGAACGCGCUGCUGGACCGAUUCCAUAACUACAUCCUCCCGCACCUGCGGGGCGAGGACCGCGUCUGCCACUGCAACUGUGGCCGGCACCACAUCCACUACGUGAUCCCAUACGACGGGGACCAGUCGGUGGUGGACGCAUCUGAGAACUACUUUGUGACAGACAAUGUGACCAAGCAGGAGAUCGACCUUAUGCUGGGGCUGCUUCUGGGCUUCUGCAUCAGCUGGUUCCUGGUGUGGAUGGAUGGUGUCCUGCACUGUGCUGUGCGCGCCUGGAGGGCUGGUCGGCGCUAUGAUGGCUCGUGGACCUGGCUGCCCAAGCUGUGCAGCCUGCGGGAGCUGGGCCGGCGGCCGCACAGGCCCUUCGAGGAGCCCACAGGGAACAUGGUGCACGUGAAGCAGAAGCUCUACCACAACGGCCACCCCAGCCCACGGCACCUGUGAGUGCACAGGACUCGGGGCUGCUGUGCACAUGUAAAGGGACCUCGUGGACGCUCAGCUGGCAAGACGGGACUGCGGCCUCAGGCCCAGGGUAUGCUGGGCUGUGGCCAGCUGGGCUGUGGCCAGCAGGCAAAUCCAGUGGAAGGUGCUGUCUCUUCUUUUUAUAAAGGGGGUCGGGUGGGGGCUGGGGUCGGGAUGGCCACUGGGCUUCAGGGACAGCAACCUGGUUUCCACAGUGAGCAGGACACAAAGGCAGGCUUUUAGAGGUGCUGGGGCCAAGGGUGGUGGGUUCACAAUGGGGACAGACAUGGCCUGGGUCAUGCUAGCCUAAGGCCACAUCUCAUUGAAAGCCACUGUUUCCUGUG
This is a messenger RNA of Peromyscus maniculatus bairdii (prairie deer mouse), 869 nucleotides long. Lineage: Eukaryota; Metazoa; Chordata; Mammalia; Rodentia; Cricetidae. The record is from RefSeq and is a predicted model, not a curated record.